AUGGGCAACCCACCGGCAAUCACAACACCACAUUCAAAGAUGUCAGAGUCCCCAUUUCAGUCCAAAUUCAGAGAAGGUGGCUACGGUUGGGUCUGUGUUGCUUCUACAUUCUUCAUGAAUGCCCACACUUGGGGCAUCAACGCCGCGUACGGCGUCUUCCUCUCAUACUACCUCUCAACCGAUAUCUUUCCCGGAACAUCAAGUCUCGAAUAUGCCUUCGUCGGUGGCUUAAGCAUAUCCUGCGCAAUGCUCAUCGCCCCACUGGCAACUUACCUCGAUAAACGCAUAUCCACCCGCUUUGUCCUGAACCUCGGCACCAUUCUCGAAUCCGCAUCAUUUAUAGCCUCAUCCUUCGUGAGGCAGAGCUGGCAACUCUUCCUCGCACAGGGCGCAUGCUUCGGCUUCGGAAUGGGCCUGUGCUUUUGCGGUUCUGUAGGAAUCACAUCGCACUGGUUCGAGAAGAAACGCAGCUUGGUCAAUGGGAUUGCAUCCGCCGGAUCGGGCAUUGGUGGAUUGAUCUAUUCACUCGCAGUUGGCAAAAUGAUCCCAGAACUCGGUUUACCCUGGUCAAUGCGCACGCUGGGAAUCAUUUGCUUCGUGGUAAACAUAACCUGCGCCAACCUGUUGCGCAUUCCAUCCGAAACACGAGCGGCUGCAAAAUCAACAAAGUCGAAAUCUCCCUUAUCGCUCUUUAAAAGACUUGAUUUCGCUCUCCUGCUUGCUUGGGCUUUUCUCAGCGCUCUUGCCUACGUCACUCUCCUCUUCAGUUUGUCUAGUUUCUCCGUUGCCAUUGGAUUAACCCAGCAGCAGGGCAGUCUCGCGAGUGCACUGCUCAGUCUGGGUCAAGCAUUCGGUCGUCCGGCAGUUGGCUUAUUGAGCGAUCAUUUCGGUCGAAUCUUCGUUUCACUGGUUGCUUCGUUUCUGGCCGGCUUGCUCACGCUGGUUGUUUGGGUUUUUGCGAACUCGGCUGGACUGACGUACUUCUUUGCCAUCGUUGUCGGCUUGUUCGCUGGUACUUUGUGGGCAUCCGCUGCCCCUCUUGCGGCUGAGGUUGUCGGGAUUCAGCAUCUCGGGGCUGCGCUGGGCGUUAUCUGGUUCGUGCUUAUGCCUCCGACGGCGGUCGCCGAAGCCAUUGCAUUGCAGCUGAGGAAUGAGGUGGGCUCAUCAAAACCGUAUCUUCGGGUUCAGCUGUUUGCGGGAUUCGUUUAUAUUGGUUCUGCGGCCUGUUUGGCUUGGUUGUUGAUUGAGGUUAGGAGGAAAAGAAGAGUGGCUCGUCUCGAGACGGAUAAAAUUUGA
Penicillium manginii is the source of this 1296-nucleotide messenger RNA. RefSeq lists its product as uncharacterized. The transcript has 2 exons. Gene Ontology annotation, biological process: transmembrane transport. The coding region runs from base 1 to 1296 and encodes 431 amino acids. The record is from RefSeq and is a predicted model, not a curated record. Lineage: Eukaryota; Fungi; Ascomycota; Eurotiomycetes; Eurotiales; Aspergillaceae. Gene Ontology annotation, molecular function: transmembrane transporter activity.